AUGGCGUGGCGUGAAGCUUUGAGAAAACCGGUAGCUAAACCAACUGCACCAAAACCAAAGUUUGAUACUAAAGAUGAUGAUUGGGAAACCGAUAUUAAUUAUGAAAAUCAAACAAAUGAAAAAUCUCAACGUUACGGUUCAACAAGUGUACCUGGUUCUGGUCGAGUAGAUCAUGUUGAUUUUAAAUCUCUUCAAGAGAAACUUAAAACAGCUGAUAAUACUGUUAAACAAACAUAUCAAGAAAAAAAUCCUAAUCGUGGUUAUGGAGGAAAAUAUGGAACAGAUCAAGUUAUGGACAAAUCUGCAGCUGACUAUUCCUACAAAGCUGACGUUCAAAAACAUUCCUCACAAACAGAUGCUGAACUUGUUUUUGCUCAUAUACAAUUAGAAGCUAAUCAUGAAAGAUUACCAGCAAAUAUUGGUAAAGCUAUGCAAGCAUUAUGGAAUGAUAAUGGUGUUCAAGCAUGUUUUUUACGUGCUCGUGAAUAUUAUCUUAAUGAUUCAGCAGCUUACUAUUUAAAUUCACUUGAUCGACUUAUACAAUCUGAUUAUAUUCCUACGCAACAAGAUGUUUUGCGAACUCGUGUUAAAACAACUGGUAUUGUUGAAACAACAUUUACAUUAAAAAACCAUAGAUUUCGGGUUGUUGAUGUUGGUGGUCAAAGAAGUGAACGUAAAAAAUGGAUACAUUGUUUCGAAGAUGUAACAGCUGUUAUAUUUGUUAGUGCUCUUAGUGAAUAUGAUCUUGCUUCAGUCGAAGAUGAUAGUAUUAAUCGUAUGCAAGAAAGUCUACAGUUAUUUAAAUCAAUUUGUAAUAAUCGAUUUUUUCGACAAACUGGAAUGAUUUUAUUUUUAAAUAAAAAAGAUUUAUUUGCAGAAAAAUUACGUUUUUCAUCAAUACAUACUUGUUUUUCUGAAUAUACUGGACCUAAUACAUAUGAAUCUUCACUUCAUUAUAUUCAAGAACAAUUUGAAAAAAUGGAUUUACGUGAUAACCAUAACGGUCAUGAACGUGAUUUAUAUACGCAUAUAACAUGUGCCACAGAUACAGAAACAAUGCAGUUUGUCUUUGCUGCUAUAUCAGAUAUGAUUGUACAAACAAAUCUAAUUCAUGCAGGAAUUUUUUGA
Rotaria sp. Silwood2 is the source of this 1128-nucleotide messenger RNA. Lineage: Eukaryota; Metazoa; Rotifera; Eurotatoria; Philodinida; Philodinidae. The record is from the annotation of a GenBank genome assembly.